This is a messenger RNA of Chrysoperla carnea, 2204 nucleotides long. Its product is annotated as G-protein coupled receptor Mth2-like. Bases 213 to 1445 code for a protein of 410 amino acids. The record is from RefSeq and is a predicted model, not a curated record. Gene Ontology annotation, biological process: G protein-coupled receptor signaling pathway; cell surface receptor signaling pathway. Lineage: Eukaryota; Metazoa; Arthropoda; Insecta; Neuroptera; Chrysopidae. Gene Ontology annotation, cellular component: membrane. The transcript is spliced from 8 exons. Gene Ontology annotation, molecular function: G protein-coupled receptor activity.
UUACCUGUUUUUGUGUAAUUUAUUGUGAAUCCAAAUGUACAAAUUGUAAUGUUUAUCAUCGAAAUGAGCUAAAAAAUACAUAUAACAUAGAAAGAAAAUAUUUAGUACCAAAAUGUUGUGAUAUAAAUGAACGAUUAGAAAUACCAAAAAAUUCGGAACGAGCACAAUGUGUUAGUAUUAAUAAAGACGAAGAUAAUUUUGAAUUUUCGCCAAUGUUAUAUCGAAGAAAUGAAACUGGAUUUCGACAGAUUGAUAAUUAUACAUAUUUGAAUGUUGUUGUGGGAAAUCCCUGUGCCUAUGGCAAGUAUCCUUUGGACCCGAAAGAGGAUUCAGCUGAUGAACAUUAUAUUUUUGAUAAUGGUCAAGUAUUGGUUCCACUUAAUGAUGGCACAACCCUUUUUGGACUAGAUCAAUUUUGUUUAGAAUAUUAUUAUCAAAGAAAUUCUGACACACCAAUUAUUACACCAUUCAUGUGUUUUGAGCCGUCCAUAGCAGAAACACCAAAUGGACAAACAAAAGUUUUAUUUUAUGCAAUAGGAUUAUUAAUAUCAGUUCCAUUUUUAAUCGCUACAUUUAUUGUGUAUACUGCAAUUCCGGAAUUAAAUAAUCUUCAUGGUAAAAGUUUAGCGUGUCAUGUACUCUGUUUGGCAGUGGCAUUUUUUGCAUUAGCUUUAGUACAAUUAACAGGAGAAACAUUCCCAAAAGAUGCGUGUAUUGCAGUAGCAUUUAUUAUACAAUUUUCAUUUGUUGCCUGUUUCUUUUGGUUAAAUGUAAUGUGUUUUGAUAACUGGUUAAAUGUUACGAUGCAUUUAAGAAGUGGAACCACUGCAGAUCAAGAAAAACGUUACUUUAUUUGGUAUUCUCUAUAUGCUUGGGGAUUACCUACUUUAUUACUACUAUUUUCUUUAAUUAUGGAUUUACAUCCAGCAGUACCAUCUACAUAUAUUAAACCACGUUUUGGCAUGGAUGUUUGCUGGUUUAAUUCUGACCAAGCAGCACUUCCAUACUUUUAUGCUCCAAUUGGUUUUAUAAUUUGUGUAAAUGGUGUCCUAUUUAUUUUCACUGCAAAAAAGUUGGCAUCGACAGUGCAAGAUACAAGAACUGUUGUUGAUAUUUCAGAAACUAAUGAAUUCGUUACAAUUCUCGAUAUGAAGAGUAGAUGGUUGAAAUAUAAAAAACUAUUCCGUUUAUGUUUUCUGUUAUUUGUUGUAAUGGGUUUAAAUUGGAGUAUGGAAGUUGUAUCAUGGCUUGUGGAUGGUUCUUUUGGUAUUUGGACUGUAUUUGAUGUAAUAAAUGCAUUACAAGGUGUGCUAGUAUUUUGUAUAUUUGUAUUGCAAAGACCAGUACGUAAAAUAGUAAUGCGUAGAAUUCGUGCAUUAUGUGGUAUGUCUGCAUCUGAUAGUCCUGCAUCAUCCGAUUCAGAAUUACAACACUUUGGUCCAUAAUCAAAAUUUAUUGAUUGGGUCCAACACUAUAACAGAUCUCAAAUUUAGAAAAUAUAUGUUAUAUUUAGUUGCUGUCAAGCAGUGCCAUAUCAGUAUAUUUAUAUUUUAUUUUUACAUACGUCACACUCACAUGUCAGUAAAAUAUAGGCCAUUUCAUCGAUUUGCUUUUGUUUCGGACAGAUGUCAAAAAACUAUCCAACUAAAGAAAAUCUAAUAUAUUUUAUCUUUAUCAAACAGCGCUCUUAGGCAAAGAUAGAAGGUAUGUGAUAUGUCUUUACUUGAUUGACAUCUGUCCGAAACAAAAAAGAAUCAUUUUUUAAAUGAAAAGCCCUAUUUAUAACGUUGAUCCUUUUUAUACGUUUUAAAAAAUUCGAAUUUAUUAGGUCACAAAUUUCAGCCAUUCCUUCCUUCUCAAACAAACAAAAGAAGUAAAAGUAUAUGGGUAAUCUUUACUCAAUUUUUACAAAUUUUCUAACAAACAUUCCAUUCAAAUUUUUUAAAUGAGUAAAUUUUUCAAUCUUAACAUAUCAACUCAUGAAGCCCUAUGUAAAAGUUUAUUUCUCUCCUAUAUUUCUUUAUGACAUCAUAUUACACCGCCAUGACAUUUAAGGGUGCGUUAACUGAUAAUUAGCCAUUUCAGUUAUCUAUAUCCCGAUUUGACCCAAUACGUCACGUAAAAUCUACAAAAUCCUAAUAAUUGUAAGUUAAACUAGUCUGUUUGUAUAUUAGUUAACUUUUUUAAAAUUAUUUAUUUGCUUU